Phytophthora sojae is the source of this 1731-nucleotide messenger RNA. RefSeq lists its product as hypothetical. The record is from RefSeq and is a predicted model, not a curated record. NCBI's taxonomy places the organism in Eukaryota, Oomycota, Peronosporomycetes, Peronosporales, Peronosporaceae. The coding region runs from base 1 to 1731 and encodes 576 amino acids. The transcript is spliced from 9 exons. Gene Ontology annotation, molecular function: protein binding.
AUGGCCAACAGCAACCCCGUACUCGAGAUGGUGAUCGACGGCACGCUCAUGAGGCUCAUUCUCACGACAGACGUAGAUGGUAUUGUGGUUUGUGAAGAUGCCAGCACGUCACGCCGCGACUGGCUUAUGACCGACUCCGAGUUUGACACCGCUCGAAAGCGACUGCGGUACGAGCUGCACUGGGUCUCACCCCACGUACGGGAACAUGAUGUAGAAGUUCCUGCACUGAGCUUCAGCGGACGCGUCGCUGUUGGCUUCUUCAAGCUGGACAACCAGCAGAUGCGGAUGGUUGCAGUGGCCUACUAUCUGGGAAGCUUGGGCGCGAACGGCUUCAUUGGAGCUGGGUUCGUCUUCCACCCAGGCCAGCCGUCACUUUGGGAAUCGAUCCAGCAAGCAGAAGCGGACCACCUCGGCUACAUGCACCAUGGGUAUAGCCACUUGAAGCAGCAGCGGGCGGUGCAUAUCGGCACAAAUGACAUCAAGCUGGAUGAGAGCAGCGUCAUUGCAGAAGAUCUCGACCGAGACAAGUACGUCUGGAGCGAGCCAUUCGUCUCACUUGGCGACGACAGUGACGGUGGCUCAAACGCACAAGGAAUCUCGUUCCCGAUCCACGAAGCGCGCUUUGAGUGCAGCCUGCAAUCGGAUAGUGACGAGACGAAGACGCAGUCUGUUCAGCUGUUCGGGGAGUUUUCGAGUACUUGGGACGUUGUUGUGGACUUUAAUGUGCCGUGCCUCGAGCUUCCCAAGGAAUUCUACGACGCCUUGGCAGGGUGGGUUGGCCUCAAACUGGACUCCAGACUUGGUCUGUCAGAGAUCGCAGCUCCAGCAUCGGCCCUACCAGAUCUACUCUUCUCCCUUUCGUUCAACGGUCCUCCGCUCACUCUACCACUGCAGUCGCUUGUUCUACCAGAGCUGUCGUCGUCGUCAAGCGAUGAGAAUUCUACCAAAGUGUGCAUUCAGCGGUCUGGGUCCAUGGUGCAGAGGGGAACAGCCGCCUAUGCUGCAGUGACCACCUCGGCGGCGGAAGUCGCGCGACUGCACGGAGCGACUGGGAUCUCCGUGUACAACAUGAUCGAUUCGCCUAUCACUUUCGGUGUCAUGGCACUGGACGCCGUGGGGUCCGUCGUAUUCGACGACUCCACAAAGCGAACGGGCGUUUUGAAGCGCACAGUAAAUUCCGCGUCGGACGAUGGCAGUGGGCGAAGCGCUGCGACUUGCUUACAGCCACCAUCGUGUCGAGGCCAGCAAGAAUACAGCGCACACUGGAACGCUUGUCACGACCCGGACUGCUCCCAGUAUUACUUCCACAGCCUGGAUGAAGACACAAAAGACUGCGUGAUUGACUCGAGCUGGACGGUGAUGCUGGCUGCAACGAUAACGGUUUUCGUUGGGGCGGAGCUCUUCUUCUCCCUGUCGCUUCGAAGCCUCUCCCAGUCUAUCGUCUGCUGGCUGCACGAGAAUCGGUCGGAGGGCUGCACUACCGCAGCGAUGGACUACGCGACCAGUGAAGGACGCCUUGAUGCAGCCAAGUGGCUGCACGCGAACCGGUCGGAGGGCUGCAGCUCGAAUGCUAUAGUGAAGGCGGCGUCAAAUGGGCACUUAGGGAUGGUCAAGUGGCUGCACAAAGAGCUGGGUCAGCCUCUGUCGAGCGCUGCGAUGCUUGCGAGUGCUGCUCACGGCCACCUGGAGGUGGGCUAUCGUGACGGCUUUGAUGUGGAGAAUGCCAACUAG